UUCUAGAGAGUGUCUUAUCCGCCGCGGGUGUGUGUUGUCCUCCGUCAGUGAGUGUGUGAGCUCGGCUUCCGUAUCGCAUGGAGAAGAGGUAUGAGGAGUUGGUGCAGUACCCAGGCUCUGACGGCAUGCCUGUGGGAGGGUACCGGGACGUCAUGAGGUCACUUCCUCCGCAUCACUACGGCCACACGGUGCCCGACUCCCUGAAACACCACCGGGACCUGAUCUACGGUCAUCCUCUGUUUCCACUCCUGGCUCUGGUAUUUGAAAAGUGUGAACUUGCCACCUGCUCACCACGAGACUCCGCCUCCAUGUCAAACUCCGCCCACCUCCACGGCAUGACCAAUCACAGCGACGUCUGCUCCUCUGACUCGUUCAACGAUGACAUCGCAGUCUUUGCCAAACAAAUUCGAUCAGAGAAACCCAUCUUUUCAUCAAAUCCAGAACUGGAUAAUCUGAUGAUCCAGGCCAUUCAAGUUCUACGGUUUCAUCUAUUAGAGCUAGAAAAGGUUCAUGACCUCUGUGAUAACUUCUGUCAUCGCUACAUCACCUGUCUAAAGGGCAAGAUGCCCACUGAUCUGGUGCUGGAGGACCGGGACGGGGGAUCCAAAUCUGACAUGGAAGAUUUCACUGGUUCUUGCACCAAUCUGUCAGAACAAAAUCAGUCUUGGUUGCGGGACCCAGAUGAGUGUGUGUCGACCCCCUCGGGCACCCCGAGCGCCUCCUGUGGCCUCACCUCACACAGCGCAGAGAACUGCAGUGAUGCCGGUGAUGGAUUGGAUGGGAGUGUGGCAUCGCCCAGCACAGGAGAAGAAGACGAAACGGACAGAGACAGACGAAACAACAAGAAAAGAGGAAUCUUUCCCAAAGUUGCAACGAACAUUAUGAGAGCAUGGCUCUUUCAGCACCUGUCGCACCCGUACCCGUCUGAAGAACAGAAGAAACAGCUCUCCCUGGACACGGGUCUCACCAUACUACAGGUCAACAACUGGUUUAUAAAUGCCAGACGCAGAAUAGUCCAGCCAAUGAUUGACCAGUCAAAUCGCUCAGGCCAGGGUGCCCCGUACAGUCCAGAGGGGGCGGCUCUAGGAGGAUAUGGGUUGGAUGCUCAGACUCAUUUAGGUCUUAGGACAGCAGGGCUUCAGGGAAUGCCCACGGAUUACCCCGGGGCCCUCCUGCCCCAGCCGGGAUACCCCCACGCCGGCCCGUCCCUGCACCCCUACCCCGGCCCCCACACCGCCAUGCUGCUCCACCCACCCCCCCACAGCCACCCCGCCGAACCCCUCAUAGGACAAGGCCUGGACAUUCACGCCCACUAACCGAAACUGGGACGCCUCUCACCAAACUUCAGUCCACACAUAAUGACUCUGAGAAUGUCUUAAAUGCACUGACCUGGCAUCAUAUUAAUGUAUCGAAACUUCCACUCAAUGCUCAUCUCAAAUGCCUGACAGACUUGUUACAUUCCUCAUCUGCUCUCCUCAUGACAAUGCUCUGAAUGCACUGCACCCAAUACAUCUAACCACUAGUUUCAAUGCACAUCGCAGCGUUCGAUUGAGUGUACCCAUGUCUUCCUAUGGCCUUAGGGGGGAGUGAGCUGAGAUCUCCCUUCAUCGAACAUUAAGGCCUUCAUCGCCUUUCUUGCCUUGCCUCCGAAAACCCUCUCGAGGAGCACAACUGGAAACACACAGGAUAUACCUCCUCAGCCAGGACCCGAGAAAAGCAGAGGUCCUGAGAUAGUCUUCUGUUCUGUUGCACCGAAUCCUUAUAACUGCUGAACAUGCUUAAUAAAAUCUAAGGGUGAAGCUCAUGAAACAAGGUCUCGUUUCACCCCAAAAU
This is a messenger RNA of Rhinichthys klamathensis goyatoka, 1833 nucleotides long. It is a transcript of the gene meis3, whose product is annotated as myeloid ecotropic viral integration site 3. NCBI's taxonomy places the organism in Eukaryota, Metazoa, Chordata, Actinopteri, Cypriniformes, Leuciscidae. Bases 78 to 1316 code for a protein of 412 amino acids. Gene Ontology annotation, molecular function: RNA polymerase II cis-regulatory region sequence-specific DNA binding; DNA-binding transcription activator activity, RNA polymerase II-specific. Gene Ontology annotation, biological process: brain development; eye development; embryonic pattern specification. The record is from RefSeq and is a predicted model, not a curated record. The transcript is spliced from 12 exons.